UAUUUUUUAUUCCGUAUUCUGACAGCAAUUUGUGUCUUAUGUCUUAUCCACGUAUUUCUUCAUUAUUGGAAAGCGGAAAAGUACUUCACACCCCACGUCAAAAACCCUCUCCAAUCCAAAUCCAUCACUUCUCAGAUUUUCAGUCACAGUCUACGGACAUCUGUUGGAGGUUUCGUUUCUCCACAGAAUUGUAACGAAAACAAGGAGUGAAUUCCACAUGGGUUCUGCAAAUAGAUUAACAAAUGGGCAAGGCAGACAUCCUCUAUUUUCCUUUGGCGUUAUCUCUGAUGUCCAGUAUGCUGAUAUCCCUGAUGGCUGCUCAUUCAUUGGGGUUCCUCGCUAUUAUCGACAUAGUAUGCUUGUUUUGCAAAGGGCAGUCAAGAGCUGGAACAACCUCAAGAAUCUUAAUUUUGCUAUUAAUUUUGGAGAUAUAGUUGAUGGCCGUUGUCCCAAGGAUCAAUCUGUAAAUGCUGUGAAUAAAGUAGUCGGUGAGUUUGAAAAAUUUAAUGGUCCCUUGUAUCACAUUAUUGGAAAUCAUUGUCUUUACAAUCUCCCACGGGAUAAGUUACUUCCUUUAUUGAAGAUCCCAAAUCCUCGUGGUGGUGGUCAUGGCUACUAUGACUUUUCACCAACACCAGAAUACAGAUUUGUUGUACUGGAUGGCUAUGAUAUCAGUGCAAUCGGAUGGCCUCAUGAUCAUCCAAAUACAUUGGAGGCCUUGGAAUUCCUGAGACGAAAAAACCCGAAUUCAAAUAAAAACAGUCCAGAGGGACUGGAAGGCCUCGAUAGAAGGUUCCUUAUGUUCAACGGAGCUGUUGGAAAAGAACAAAUGGAAUGGCUGGAUGGUGUACUUCAGGAUGCAACAAACUUGAAACAGAAAGUAAUUGUAUGUUGUCAUCUGCCUCUGGAUCCAAGUGCAUCAGGCCAAGAAGCGCUUCUAUGGAAUUACGACCAAGUAAUGGAUGUGAUUCAUCGUUACAAAUGUGUGAAGGUAUGCCUAGCUGGGCAUGAUCAUGAAGGAGGACAUUCAAUUGAUUCUCAUGGAAUUCACCACAGAGUGCUUGAAGCUGCCUUAGAAUGUCCUCCUGGUACUUUUGCAUAUGGGUAUAUAGAUGUUUAUGACAAUAUGUUAUCCCUUGUUGGCACCGACAGAAUGAAAAGCACCAAUAUCAGUUUCCAUCCUUGACAAAUUUGAUAGAAUAUCAGCUCCUGGAAUGCCUUCCUAUUCAUUCAUCAAAGAUGUAGUCUAUGUUAUGUUAAGCACCAUUGACAGGAAAAUGCUUGGACCUUCAAAGGUUUCAAUGUAACAAGUCGGCUUUUCUUGCAAGUAGUUUGGAUGAGGAAUCAUUGAUUUUGUAUCUCAAAUUACACAUACUAAUCAUUCUUUCCUGCUGCUUGUCUAGACCUCUGGUGCGCCUUAUAAUACAAUAUUGAACAGUUUUAGUCC
Messenger RNA from Theobroma cacao (cacao), 1447 nucleotides. Its product is annotated as manganese-dependent ADP-ribose/CDP-alcohol diphosphatase-like protein. Gene Ontology annotation, molecular function: 2',3'-cyclic-nucleotide 2'-phosphodiesterase activity; CDP-glycerol diphosphatase activity; manganese ion binding. NCBI's taxonomy places the organism in Eukaryota, Viridiplantae, Streptophyta, Magnoliopsida, Malvales, Malvaceae. The record is from RefSeq and is a predicted model, not a curated record.